Messenger RNA from Fusarium tjaetaba, 423 nucleotides. Its product is annotated as ubiquitin-conjugating enzyme E2. The record is from RefSeq and is a predicted model, not a curated record. Bases 1 to 423 code for a protein of 140 amino acids. The transcript is spliced from 3 exons. Gene Ontology annotation, cellular component: nucleus. Gene Ontology annotation, biological process: DNA damage tolerance; protein K63-linked ubiquitination. NCBI's taxonomy places the organism in Eukaryota, Fungi, Ascomycota, Sordariomycetes, Hypocreales, Nectriaceae.
AUGUCUGCCAAGGUUCCUCGCAACUUUCGCCUACUGGAGGAGCUCGAGAAGGGAGAGAAGGGUCUCGGCGCUGAAGCAUGCAGUUACGGUCUUGAGGAUCCUGAGGAUCUUCUCAUGAGCAAGUGGAACGGCACAAUUCUUGGACCUCCUCAUUCCGUCCACGAGAACCGCAUCUACAGUGUCAAGAUGCACUGCGGUCCCGAGUACCCUGACAAGCCUCCCUCGAUCCAGUUCAUCAGCCAGGUCAACUUGCCCUGUGUCAACCCCACCAACGGCAUCGUCGACCCUAACCAACUCCCCUGCCUUGCCCAGUGGAAGCGCGAGAAUACCAUGGAGACUGUGCUCAUAGAGCUGCGACGAUACAUGGCCUCGUCCCAGAAUAAGAAGAUCGCCCAGCCUCCUGAGGGGUCUACCUACUUCUAA